Messenger RNA from Aspergillus puulaauensis, 1446 nucleotides. RefSeq names its product NAD(P)/FAD-dependent oxidoreductase. NCBI's taxonomy places the organism in Eukaryota, Fungi, Ascomycota, Eurotiomycetes, Eurotiales, Aspergillaceae. Gene Ontology annotation, cellular component: cytoplasm. The record is from RefSeq and is a predicted model, not a curated record. The transcript has 3 exons. Bases 1 to 1446 code for a protein of 481 amino acids. Gene Ontology annotation, molecular function: oxidoreductase activity.
AUGUCCUCGGCAGCCAUAGCCAAAAUAAUCUCAUCAGACCCCGGACUCCCCAGGGAAAACCCUACAGCAGCCUACUGGCAAAAGGAUCCGCACCCACUAUCCAGUGCGCAAAGCGCUUCACUCCCACUAACCACCGACAUAGCAGUCAUCGGGUCCGGAAUCACCGGAGCCAGCGUCACAAAGACUCUCCUUGAGCAGCAUGACUCCUGCACAGUCACAGUCCUCGAAGCACGCACCCUCUGCUCGGGCGCUACGGGCCGUAAUGGCGGACAGCUGGCGAUCAAUGCCGCGCAGAUAUAUGUGAAGCUGAAGGAGACAGUUGGCGCUGAGAUGGCGGGGAAGAUUGUACAGUUCAAUAUUAAGACGCUGCGUCGGCUGCGUGAGGUAGCGGCUGAGAUUGAUGCCGUGGAGUACGCGGAGUUGACGGACGUGGUGAAGUUGCGCUGUUAUAAGGAUGGUGCCUCGUUUGAACAUGUGAAACGGGGCAUUGGGGAAUUGGAGGCGGAUCAUCCGGAUUUCAAGGGUAUAUACGACAUCCUCGCUCCGGACAGAUGCCAGCGGGAGCAUGGCGUGUUCGGCGUUGUCGGCGGCGUACUACACCCAGGAGGUACUAUAUGGCCGUACAGAUUAGUUACCAGACUAUUCGAAGUAUUGGCGAAGAAAUUCCCCUCUCGCCUGGCGAUUGAGACAGGUACCCCUGUUGCUGCUGUGAGUUUCGACCCUACAACAGACGAGAAGUACCCGUACACCCUAAGUACGCCGCGGGGAGAAAUUCGAGCCCGCCAUGUCGCAUACUGCACCAAUGGAUACACUGGACAUCUCUUGCCAUCAUUGCGAGGGCCGCUAUAUCCACUCAAGGGCACGAUGACAGUCCAGGACAUGGGGGCUGGGUAUCAGAAUAGGGCCAACUCAACGUCAUGGGCGGUCCACUACGAACCACAUAACGACGUAAAAGACGACACAUUUGCCGAUGGUCUGAUAUACGGCAUGCAGAAUGUCAAGACGGGGACUAUGUUCUUUGGCGGGGAAAAGUCCGGUGUGGCAGAUAUGUUGUCGGCGAAUGAUACCGUGCUCUCUUCUUCGUCUGUCACGUACCUGAAAGACUCGGUGCUGUCCUUAUUUGGACAUGAUGGUGAGAAUGACGCGCGAACUUCGUCAAUUGUCAGUGCCUGGUCGGGUAUAAUGUGCUUUUCGUCGGAUGGGAUGCCCCUGGUUGGCCGGCUGCCUGCAUCAAUCACCGAUAGAGAAGGAGGGGGUGAGUGGAUCUGUGCUGCCUACUGUGGAUAUGGUAUGCCCAGUGCGUGGCUUGCUGGGGAGAGUCUAGGUCAAAUGAUACUGGGACGCCCACCGCAGGAUAUUCUGCCAGAGGCAUAUCUGAUCACGCAGGAGAGACUGGAGUCGAGGAUGUCUACGAAGCAGAGUGUGGAGCGGCUAUCUCAGGAUUAG